Messenger RNA from Colletotrichum lupini, 561 nucleotides. RefSeq lists its product as uncharacterized. The coding region runs from base 1 to 561 and encodes 186 amino acids. NCBI's taxonomy places the organism in Eukaryota, Fungi, Ascomycota, Sordariomycetes, Glomerellales, Glomerellaceae. The record is from RefSeq and is a predicted model, not a curated record. The transcript is spliced from 2 exons.
AUGUGCCUCGCAGAAAACGUCUACCACGUCGCCUGCGGCUGCUGGCAAGGCCACCGCAUAACUCACCCAUGCUGCAAACAAGGCUCGUCGCGGGGUGACAAAGAAUGCCCAGACCUUUCAUGCUCCGGCGUCUUCCGCCAACCGGGCAAGUGCCUCGUCUGCCGCCGCCGCGAAGCCCAGCAGCAGAGCGUGUUUCCGCUUCCGAUCCCGCCGCCUACGCCGCCGCCCUCGCCGUCUCCUCCGCCGCAGCCAUCGCACGCUCGUGCAGCGAGGCGAGGUGACGACGAGGAGAAGGAUGAAGACGAAGAUAGGAGUCAGAGAGUGAGAGUCGCGCUCCUAGCCGAAGUCCUUCGCCGGGCCGUUGACGUCCGCGGCGACGGAGUCGGCAAUUCCUUUCGGUCCGGAUCUGAUACGGCGAGUAGAACGCAUUCCCUAGAUAACCGUGAUGAUGAUACUAGCCCCGGGUCUCUGACGUCGGACACUGCUGACGGAGGGACUUGUUCCAUCAAGGGCUCGGAGCAGACUUUCGAGACAAAGAGUACUGCGUGGCAUCAGCAUUGA